AUGUCCGGUGCCUCACUCUUGGAUUCGAAAGCUGCCUUCAAAAACAAGGUGUUGGAGUAUGGCUUGACCAAUACUGUCUUCGAGGCCAUUGUAAGACGUGGAGUCGACACUCUUAGCAAGGCUGCAUAUGCUGUGGGGGCCCCGGGUGUUGUACCCGCCGAAGAUGCCCUGCGAGCUUUUCUGAAUCCAGAGUCGCCUGCCACUGUUGAGCAGGGUCAGGUUGCAAUUGCUAGGCGCCUUAUCUUCGAAGCACAGACACUUGCAGUAAGCCAGCUGCGUCAGCAAAUCGAGGGGCCGGACGAGAAGCGACAAGACCUUCAGCCCGCCGAAAGGCGGUUCCGACUGGAGGAGCAAGCACGCCGCCUGGCCGGAAUGUCGCUCCGCGGUCCGUUGGAAUGCUCUUUCAGCUGCUACACACUUGUCAUUCGCAUGCUGGCCACUGAUGAAAUUACUUAUCUCGCCCCUAAUCGGUUCACCACUCGGGCUCAUGAGGUUCAGCAAUCUAAGCCCCCCAAAGAAGUCAUCAUUGAUGCAUCGUCUGCCAUCAAGGUGCGUGAUUCUGCUGAGCUUGCUGACACGUGUCACCUCCCUGAUGCACUCAGCUUGAGUCAGGCUUUGACUCGAAGGUCUCUCGCGCUUGACUUGUGUGAAGCCGCAACGUUUGCAGCCUCCGAGCGGUGGCACGCCGAGCUUCUGCGACACUUGCAGCAGGCCCCUCCCAUGGAGUACAAGCAGGUGGAUACCAUGCAAAUUCUAAGGGCUGACAGAGCAGCAUGGACGUACAUGGCCGAAAAGGGCACUUCCUUGAAAAAGCGUGCAGAUGGGAGUUUGCCCAUGGAUGAUCUCUUUGCAGCCCUCACCACGGCUACCGAUGUCAUGAUGUUCCUCAUGCCGCUGCCCGCGGGUGGCCAGAGCAAGCGCCCUUCCGCUUCGCAGGUCAUGGCGACGCCCAAUGGUGGCACCGACACACCCAACCCGACCAAAAAGAGCCGCACCAAGGCGCGCCGUGAACGCCAGAAGCAGCGUCUGCAGGAAGCCCUGGCACUGGCGUCUGCACCCCCCUCUCAUGCCUUCCCGCCCAAGCCUCCUACUCCGCAUGCGCACAAUGCUCUGCCGCCUACGCCGCCCCCGCCCACUCCGAAGGGCAAGGGCAAGGGCAAGCACAAGCCCUGCAAGAGCGUGUUCGCGGCAGGUGCUGUCCAUGCGUGUGGCGUGGGCAGUGUCUUCGGCAUCGAUGCAUGGACACCCAAGUCAGCUCCAGCGCCCGUGGUCAAAUUGGACCUCGCGCUUGAUGAGGAUGUCAGAGUGCUCUUUUUGCUGCUUUCCAAUCGGGCAUUGGCUGCGGUGCAUUUGGCGCCACCUGCAGCCCUCCCUGGUCGUGGCGGUCCGCCACUUCGCUCACACGCGUUUCCGGACGGCCUGCCCGACCUUUCUCCACCCAAUCAAGCCAAAGUUGAGCUGUACAAUCGUCUCUUUGCACUGGCAUCGACCCUUUUCCUUCAGGCUUUCCAGACAGGCAUUGUUGCCACUCUGGAAAACCCAGCCUCCAGCCACUUCUGGCAAAGCAGUGCUUGGCUGGAUGCAUCUUCGUCGAUUAUCCCACUGCAGUUUUCGUCUGUUCACACUUGCAUGUUCGGGGCUACUUUCAAACGUCAGCUUUGCAUUGCACACUUCCAUGAUGCCUUUCAGGCCUUGCAACUCCCAUGUGAUCAUACUUCGUUGCACCCGGCGCAUUCUGCGCCGCGGGAGUCGGUCACAACUUACCCUGCUCCCUUCUGUAGAGCGUAUGCGCAGGCUUUGCAGCAUGCUCUUGGUGCGGCUGGCUCUCUGCCACCUGCGCAAGCCUUGCCGGGUCUUUCUGAUUUCCAUCUACAAGCUAGGGUGGCUUCUGGCACGCAACCGCGCGGCAAACGGGUACCGCCUCUUCUGCCAGAACACAAAGCCAUUUGCGUCUUGCAGGGUCCAGCGCAGUUGCUCCCUUCCGGGCCCGUGUUACAGCAGCCUUGGUUGCCUUGCGCAGGCGUUCAGUGCCAGCCGCAUUAUCCUCUCUUGCCUGCCAAAUCACGUGUUCUCUGCGCCCUUCCUUGCGCGGGGAUUGAGAAGGGCGGUUCUUCUCUUGAUUCCAGUGGCACCCCGUCCUCUCUGGCCGUGGAUGCUUUGUGCAAGGCCGUGGAUGCUUUGUGCAAGGGUGACUUGUCUUCUGAAAUGUGUGUUCAGGUACUUCAGCAAGCAUUCAACACCCCCUUGGAAGCCAGGCGUGCGGGCAUUCUUCAGGACGGCCGACCUGUGGAAUACUUUGUUUUGGGCGCCUACAAGUGCCUGCCGAGGAAGGGUGUUACCAAACUCACAGGUGAGCACCUUAGCACAGCUGCCUUCAUAAAUGCCUUCAUGCUGCAGCGUUUCCCGGAUGCAUCGUGGUCUGCCUUCGUCGUCACUCACAACGAGCCGUCGGCACUGCACGUGGACUCGGCAAAUGUGCCAGGAACCAUGAACUUUGCGAUCGGCUUAGGAGGUUACUCCGGAGGCGAACUCUUUGUGGAAUCAGAAGGCGGGGCCCAUGCCUUUGAGGACCCGUGCACGGGCGAAUGGCUGUGGGGAGACUGUCUAGCUCUCAACUUAGGACCGUGCCGGUUCGAUGGUCGUGCAAGGCAUGCCACCCUGCCGUGGGUCGGCGACAGGUGGUCGAUCAUUGCUUAUUCGGCGGUUGUGCAAAAUGAUCUCUCCCCAACGCAGGAGCAAACGUUGUGGUCCUGCGGGUUUCCAUUGCCUUGGACCUCUGCCUUUUCGAAAGUGCCGUCUGCUCCUAGCAAUGCCCCUCAAGUUCGCAUGACCAUUGGCAUACCCUGGGACCCAUGUGACUUCGCCAAGGAGGCAGCGAAGAGGGGGCAUCCACGCCACCUAUUUGAUGGAAUUCCGCCUGUGCUCAAAACUGCGAUCGAUGCAACUGUCGAGCAGUCAGAAGUGGGCCUAGCACAACACCGCACCGAGGUCCUUAGGCGAUGGAUGCUUCGAGCGCAGGAGAUCGCUCCGCAGGAAAAGGCUCUCCAUGAUAGAAUGCCGAAACACCUUAAGGCCGUCCUCAAGGGUAAGCGGCUUUUGGUCUUCGGCGAGAUGCUCGUCGCAUGUGGCUAUGGCGACUCUUCAAUUGCGUCCGAAAUUGGGAAGGGCUUCGACUUGACAGGUCCGAUUCCUGCGUCGGAUGGGCUCUUCAAACCCGUUGUGGAGCCGGCGUCAAUGACCAAGGAGUGUUUGCGCGCCGCUGCCAGCGCUGUCCGUGCAGGCAUUCUUCGCGCCACCGAGCGUGUGUGCUCGUCCGAGCUCGCGCAGGAGGUUCACGACAUUACCAAGGAAGAGGUAGACCGCGGGUGGCUAGAAGGGCCCGUGCCACUUGAGCAACUGAGCGAGACUUGUUCCUUGAGCAGACGGUUCGGAGUUGAGCAGCGGUCCGGUGGGAAGCGCAAAGUCAGGCCCAUCGACAACCUGUCGGAAUCCUUUAUCAACUCGACCGUUUCCCGCACCGAGUCGAUUCGACCUCACGGCUUGGAUGUGGUUUGUGCGGGCAUCGCUUACAGACUUAGGGUCCGUGAGAGGUUCGGCCGCGCCAGCGUGCCAAAACUUAAAAUCAUAGACCUGCAUAAAGCUUAUAAGCAACUCGGCAUUUCCCUUGAGGCCAUACAGGAUGCUUUCUUGUGUGUGCCGAACCCGGAGACGGGCAAACCAUCCAUCUACGCCUGCCAUGUGCUGCCCUUCGGAUCAUCCGCUUCUGUCGCGGCAUUUUGCCGCAGCACGAUGGGAUUGUGGCACUUAGGGUGCGCUCUGUUGUUGAUCCACUGGACGGUCUUUUACGACGACUUUAUCGUCCUCAACGAGGCGUCGUCCACGAAACACCUUGACUUGGUUCUCAAUUGCUUUUGGGACCUGCUUGGAUGGACCGUGGCACGGGACAAAGAAUCCGAUUUUGAUUACUUUGCGAGAGCUCUUGGUGUCAAAAUUUGCUUUCAGUCCGAGAGAGUCUUCGUGGUGGAGAACACCCCCGAGCGAAAGGCCGAACUUGACGAGACCAUCACGCGCUUACUCAGUCUCGAGUGGGUGGAGCAGCAUGAACUCACAUCGCUGAGAGGGAGGUUGCAGUUCGUUGAGGGUCAGAUCCAUGGGCGACGAAGCGGCAGGUUCAUGCAGCUUUUGUCGCGGCGCGCAGAUUUCAUCGGGGGGUCCGCCAUGGAUUCCGACUUGCAGGCAGCCCUCACUUUCCUUAAGGAUAGGGUUGUAGGUGCUCCCCCUAGGGUAAUAUCCGCAAGACGUGAGAACGCUUGGUUCAUCUUCACUGAUGCGGCCUACAAUGAUGGCCAGGCGAACAGUUGUGGGUUAGGAGGGGUACUAGUUGCACCUGAUGGGAAGCCCAUUAGGUUCUUCAGCUGCUUGUUUAACGACGAUGCACUUGAGGGCCUCAGGUUUGGUGAUGUUCAGAGCCCCAUCUACUUUCUUGAAGGCUUGGCAGUAGUGGUCGCGUUGCACGUGUGGAACAGCCUUGUACAAGGCUCUGAGGCCGUUUGCUUCGUUGAUAAUGAAGCGGCCAAGUCUGCGUUCAUUGCUGGCAAAUCUCCUUGCGUGCACUUCUCAGCCCUGUCGGAAUGGUUGAGUGAUUGGGAGGAACGUGCCUCCUCGUUCCCAUGGUUCGAAAGGGUGAGCAGUGCUGCGAACAUUGCUGAUGGCCCCUCGCGUGAUGAUUGCAGUCACUUGGCGGGUGUCCGUCGCGAUGAGAUUGAUUUGCAGUCCAUCAUUCUCGCUUUGCAGUGCUUCUUGCCAGAGCUCUCAGUCGGCGGUGGGUGA
This is a messenger RNA of Symbiodinium sp. CCMP2592, 4830 nucleotides long. Lineage: Eukaryota; Dinophyceae; Suessiales; Symbiodiniaceae. The record is from the annotation of a GenBank genome assembly.